Octopus bimaculoides (California two-spot octopus) is the source of this 1185-nucleotide messenger RNA. RefSeq lists its product as uncharacterized. Lineage: Eukaryota; Metazoa; Mollusca; Cephalopoda; Octopoda; Octopodidae. The record is from RefSeq and is a predicted model, not a curated record.
AUAUAUAUAUAUAUAUAUAUAAAUAUGUAUGUAUAUAUAAUAUACAUGAGAUAGCACCUCCACAUGCAUUUUUCCACCAGCUAACACGAAAUAUUCACACCACACAUACCUAAGUGUAUGAUUAUAAGUAAAAAAAAUGUAUACGUACCCCAGGUAACACAAAUAGCUCAGCUACACACACACACACACAUGUAUCUAUAUGUAUAUAUUAUAUACACUACCCAACACUACACAACUAACAUACAUCCUUAGAAAUCUCACCCUUUAAAUACACACACAUUUAUACUCGAUCACCCUGUUGCCACCACCGCUGCCACCCUAGUUCUGUUGCCUUGUCGUGUCCCCCCGCCCUCCCUAUAUAUAUAUAUAUAUAUAUAUAUAUAUAUAUAUAUAUAUAUAUAUAUAUACACACACCACACACACACUACGCACACACGCAACACCAACACCAAAAUCGUUUAGUGUUUGGUGUUAUGGCGGUGGUUGGCCACAGACACACUCGGCAUAUGAUGGCUUUCCAGGGGCCAGCAGCUACCACUACACCUCAGGCUCCCUCACAACAAGCCAUACUAGCCGCAGUGGCCGUCCCAUACUACCAGGUUGUACCAGCACCCCAGGAUGUUCAACCAGACCGACCAAUUGGAUAUGGAGCUUUCGGUGUUGUUUGGUGGGCACAUCCUGUAGUCACCUCUUCAGCAAGACGUCUGCUCCUUUCUUUCCAUCAUAAUCCCUUUCUCCCGUCUGUACCCAGCUCAGCUGAGGAGUCUUUUUCGCGGGUACUUGGUGACCUCAUUGGUGCUAGUACCAUUAAAAUGCACCCAGUACACUCUGUAGUAAAGUGGUUGGCAUUAGGAAAGGCAUCCAGAUGUAGAAACCAUGCCAAAGGAGACAUAGAACCUGGUGGAGCCCUCUGACUUGUCUCUUGUCAAACUGUCCAACCCAUGCCAGCAUGGAAAAAGUUAUGUUAAAUGAUGAUGAUAUACAAUUAUGUUUGUGUGUGCCCUUGCCUUGACAUCAUAUGAUGGUUGUAAUUGGACAUCGAUGUUUAUUUUGUAGCUUUUGUGAAAAACAUGUCUAGCUAUUAACUUGUUUGGAAACAGGUGAGGGUUGGUGACUGGAAGGGACCCAUGCCAGCAUGGAAAAGUGGACUUUAAAUGACAAUGAUAGUGAUUGGCAAUAUGCAGA